AUGUGAUCAGCUGUGUCCAGGGAAAUGCCGAUUAUCAGUACUGAUGAUCAGUGUGCCCUGAUGAUCUGUGUAGCUCCAGCCGCGCCACAUGUCAGUGUCCAUCAGUGCUCAUCCAUGCCACCUGCCAGUGCCCAUCUGAGCUGCCUUUCAGUGUCACCCAUCAGUGCAGUCAGUGCCAGUCCGUGCUGCCUAUCAGUGCCACCUAACAGUGCCAGUCAGUGCCGCCUAUCGGUGCCAUAGAUGAGUGCUGCCUUUCAGUGCCCAUCAGCGAUGCCUGUCAAUGCACAUCAGUGCCACCUACCAGUGCCUCCUCAUCAGUGCCACCUAUCAG
Messenger RNA from Staurois parvus, 331 nucleotides. The record is from the annotation of a GenBank genome assembly. NCBI's taxonomy places the organism in Eukaryota, Metazoa, Chordata, Amphibia, Anura, Ranidae.